AUGGAUCCAAGGUAUGAACAAGUUGAUGAUGAAGAUCUACUAAGCGAGGACUCUUCUGAAGAGUAUAAGAACUUGGUCAAGGAAUUCGAGCUCAAAGUCGAAGCCUUGAAGAAGAAGAAAAAGAAAGAGGAGUCCUUGAAACAGCGGCUGAAACGACAAUUGAAGGAAUAUACAACUCCCGAGGUACCAGCGUCGCCUGAAAAGAAAAACCGUCGAAAGGAAGAUGAGCGCAAGUUGGAGCAGGAGGAUGAGGUGCUACUCUCACUUGCGGCGGUCAAACAAAGCAAGCCAUCGCAGUUUUUGUCCAAGUUGUACGAUGCAAACCUCAACAAGCAGGCAGAACGCGCGCAAAGCAUCGACUACAGUCGCAGGAGAUUUGUGUUUGAUUUUGCCAAGAUCAAGUACGAGCCCAGGGACGUGACGAAUGACGCGUGUCCAAUAUCGGGUCACUAUUUGCGAAAGAGGUAUUUGCUGAAUCAAGAGGUGACGGAGAUCAUCAACGACACCGACCCUGAAAUGAAAUUUCUCAAGGUGGACAAGCUACUAGCCAAGACGCACAAGGAAAACAACUAUGCCGAGCCAUUAUACACCAAUUGGUGUCUAGCUGCAUUUGUGAUUCAAAAAUCUGACGUGUUGUAUACAAAAGCAGAUAAGAAAUACAUGAAGUUAAAGAUUGGUAAUUUUGACCAUUCGGUGGACCUCGUUCUAUUCGAUGACGCAUUUAAUAAGAAUUGGAAACUCCAGCAGGGGGACUUGAUUCUCGUGCUCAACCCAUACAUCAAUAAAUAUGAAAUCAAGAUUGGCGAAGGGAAAUUCAAGACGGGGUUCAACUUGAAGUUGGAUAAUUCCAACAUCGAGAGUAUUUUGGAAAUUGGUUCGGUGCGAGACUUUGGAAUCUGCAGUUUCCAAAGGAGAAGCGACAAUCAACGAUGCCUCAACGUGGUCAACAUCACAAAGCAGAAGCUAUGUGACAUUCACAUUGAUAUGAAGUUCAAGCAAAGCACAAGGAUGGAGUUGAAUGGAACGGUGUCGAUGCGGUCGCCCUCUAAGAACAAGACCAAAAUAUAUAUGAGCUACAAUAAUAAAGCAUUGUCAUCGUCGUCGACAUUGUCUGCCAGUGCAUGGAUGACACCUGGGUUCAUCAAGGAAUUCAACGAAGACUCGCUGUUUACAUCCUCAGGAGGCAUGAGCAAGAUAGACUCUGACAAGUUCCACGACCCAAAGAUAUUACAAACGCAGCUCAAAAAGAGGAAAUUGAUGAAUGAACGAGCCAAUGCUGCAUUAGAGCAGAAAUUGUCCAAAUUGUCCAAACAUAAUUCCAUAGUAGAGAGCUUGAAUCUCAAGCCAAGCAACCUGAUGUCCAACAGGGCAUCACCAACCACAAGCGAGUCGCAUUUCCCACACUCGAUGAUUUCAAAAAUUGGGUUUGAUCCAACCCUAUCCGAAGCGAAGAACCCCAUCAAGAAAACGACGCCGUCCUCGGCUCAAAUUGAAGAGCUUUACCAACUAUCGCAACGUAACUCAACCAAGAAAUCACUUGGCGUCUCCGCCGAGGACAAGCAAGCGAAAUUGAAAUUGUGGAGGUCUAACAUUGCCAAUUUGAAAAACUACGAUUCCAAAGUUCAAAGCUCAAGUUUGAAUGCGAGCACGGUAUCUGUGGCUAAUCUUCUUCCUCACGCAAAAAGCAAAUCAACUGUGGUGUCACCUCAGAGGAAAAGAAAAGCUCGAGUUGUUGAUGAUGGUGAUAGUGAAGAUGAUGACGAUGGUGAAUUGGAUAUAGAAUUCGGAGACGAUGCACUACGCGCCAAAUACGCGAAAAUGGUUGGGAAAUAG
Molecule: messenger RNA, 1833 nt
Organism: Lodderomyces beijingensis
Lineage: Eukaryota; Fungi; Ascomycota; Pichiomycetes; Serinales; Debaryomycetaceae
Source: the annotation of a GenBank genome assembly